Molecule: messenger RNA, 6747 nt
Organism: Talpa occidentalis (Iberian mole)
Lineage: Eukaryota; Metazoa; Chordata; Mammalia; Eulipotyphla; Talpidae
Gene: SPHKAP
Product: SPHK1 interactor, AKAP domain containing
Cellular component (GO): cytoplasm
Molecular function (GO): protein kinase A binding
Source: RefSeq, a predicted model, not a curated record
AUGCGGAUUAAAAAAACACACAAUACUACGGAGCAGAGCGACGUGGAGUCCCCGCUGGCGUGUGAGGUUCCGGCCCCGCAGCAGGGCGGCGCGGGGGGCAGCUGGGGACGCAGCCCGGGGAGCUCCAUCACCGCCCGGAGGAAGGUGCUUCGCAGCAACAGCCUGCUGGAGUCCACAGACUACUGGAUGCAGAAUCAGAGGACGCCCUGCCGGAUUGGUUUUGUGGAAGACAAGUCUGAAAACUGCGCUUCGGUCUGCUUUGUGAACCUGGACAUAAACAAGAAUGAGGGCAGUUGUGAACACCUGCAGCAGAAACUGGUCAAUGUUUCACCAGAUCUUCCAAAACUUAUUAGCUCCAUGAAUGUCCAACAGCCAAAAGAAAAUGAAAUUGUCCUUCUAAGUGGGUUAACAUCUGGAAACCUCCAGGCUGAUUUUGAAGUUUCACAGUGUCCUUGGCUGCCAGAUAUCUGCCUGGUCCAGUGUGCCAGAGGGAACAGACCCAACAGCACCAACUGCAUCAUCUUUGAAAUCAACAAAUUCUUGAUUGGUCUAGAGCUGGUGCAGGAGCGGCAGCUCCACCUGGAAACAAACAUUUUGAAAGUGGAGGAUGACACAAACUGUUCCUUAUCUUCCAUCGAGGAAGAUUUUCUCACCGCCUCGGAGCACCUGGAGGAGGAGAGCGAGGUGGAAGAAUCCAGGGAUGGUUAUGAAAAUAUAGAUGUCUCUGCCAGUGUUUUGGAAAGUAAGCCAAAGGAAUCUAUCCCACAGGAAUGGAAUUACAAGGAAAAGUCACUUUACACUUUGGAAGACAAAUACAUUAACAAAUAUCUUACACCAUUGUUGAAAAUAGAAGGCUCUCUGGAAAAAGUAGCAGAUGACACAGCCUUGCAGAAUCUAGAUCUCUUAGCCAACCCACCAGAGAGGAAAGGCAAAGCUGUGGAUUAUGAGAGACCAGUCUCAAGUUAUUAUUAUUCAGAAGCUUUUAAAAGUCAAAUGAAAAAAUCACAAGCUCUCUAUACCGCAGGUGACGCUGAUUUCUCCAAGAUGGCGAAGCAAGAUGGACCCUCUCCCUGUGGGUUUGCCUCUGAACAUGGAAGCGACUUAAAUCCAGGUGACCAUGAGUACAGAAUGAACUCUGUUCCUCCCGCUGGAGAAGCUACAACCGGUGAAUAUGCUACCAAUUUAGCAGAAUCCGUGCUGCAAGAUGCAUUUAUUAGAUUAUCUCAACCAACACUACCCCGGGAAUCUACAGUCAGUGGUUCCGUGGCAAGUGCUCUGUCACCCAACAGUUGUUCCACAAAGGACAUAGUGGUCCCGUGCUCCUGGAAUGAGCUUCCCAAAAUUGUCAUCAUCCAGAGUCCAGAUGGCAGUGGGGCUGCCCCUGAGUCAGGCCUCUCCUCGUGGCUGGAGACAGAAGUCUCUGCAGAAACCUCAGAUGACUUCCCUGCAGAGAACUCCAGCAGACACCCUCAGAGCACUUUAGAAAUUGCAUUGGCUUGUGCAGCCACUGUGAUUGGGACCAUUUCCUGUCCACAGGCCACAGAAAGACUCAAAAUGGAGCAAGAAUCCCUGGUGGCAAGCCAUCCUCUGGGAGGCAAUGAGCCUCUGCAAAUGCAAACAUUGCAAGGACUCCAGGAACCUUCCAUCAGCGAAUACUCAUUUCCAUCUGCUUUGUGUGGCAUGACUCAAGUGGCAAGCGCAGUGGCCGUCUGUGGCCUGGGUGACACAGAAGAGGUGAAGUGCCCUGCAGCUUCAAACAACCUCUCACCUACAGCCGAGACUUCUGCAAUCUUCUCUGCAGGCUGUGGUUCCAGCACUGGGAGGAGCAUGGAUCUGGGGAGGGAAGCCAUGGCGGAGGCCUUGCUCAGGGAGACUGCUCUGGUGUUAACCAAGCCUAAUACCUACAGCAGCAUUGGUGACCUCCUGGAGUCCAUGACCGGGAGAAUCCUAGAAACCGCUUCCAAGCCUCAGCCCUUGUGCUCAGAAAAUGUCCUUGGGAAUGAGCUGGCACAGACCCUGUCCAGUAUUAUCCUAAAGCAUUCCAUUGAUGAAGUUCACCAGAAAAAUAAAAUAAUGGGCCCCGCAAAUGGCAGGCCUUCCUCGGAAACAUUAGACAUCUUAAUGGAAACGACGCACCAACUGCUCUUCAAUGUGAUAUGUUCCACUUUCAAGAAGAUGCACCAUAUAGUCCAGCUUGGCGAAUGUGCCACCGCCCUUUCGAAGGAGUCCAUCGGGUGGAGGGGAACAGAACGAGAGGCCCAGCCACCCGCUCCGGCUGCCAGGCAAGUGUGGAUGAAAGCCCCUGAACACUCCAGCGGCCAGCCACUGAGCAGCUCCCGCCGCCCGAGCCUUGCUAUCAACGACCCUGCACAUGACCAGCACCCAAAGCAAGAUGCCAAAGGCCCAGAGAAGCCAGGUCUCUGCAGGAACCCCAAGUUGCCAGCCGAGUUGCCAUGUGGUCCCAGCGGGCCUGAUUCACCACCUGUGGAGACACCCCCCACAGAAGCAGACCUGAAAGCUAUAGGGAGAGAGGACACCAGAGCCCAUCGCAGGCUCAGUCAACCAGGGAGCGAGUGCAGAGGCUCUCCUGGGGGAGAGAGGACACCCUCAGCCCUCAAGUGCAGCGCGGGCUCACAGGGUGCGCAGCAGGGCAGCCUCUGGCCAAACGCCCCCGACCAGCCCCCUUGCGCCUCGCCUGUAAACGAGGGUCCGGGCAGCCUGUCUUUGCUGGGGACGGCCGCGCUGCUGCCCGCGCUGGCCCUGCCGCAGGCCAGCCCCGCAGACCUCUACUGCAUUGCAGACUUCGCCGAAGAGUUAGCCGAGACCAUCGUCUCCAUGGCAACUGAAAUCGCAGCGAUUUGCCUUGACAACUCCAAUGGAAAACAACCCUGGUUUUGUGCUUGGAGAAGAGGGAGUGAGUUUCUGGCGACCCCGAGCGUCCCCUGCCGACCCCUGAAGAGGAAAAAGGAAAGCCAGGCGGGCGGCGCGCUGAGGAAGCACAAGCCCCCCCGGCUCAGCGAGAUCAAGCGGAAAACCGACGAGCACCCGGAGCUGAAAGAGAAGCUGAUGAACAGAGUGGUGGACGAGUCCGUGAACCUCGAGGAUGUCCCCGAGGCCGUCAACGCCUUUGCCAACGAGGUGGCCGCCAAGAUCAUGAACCUGAGCGAGUGCUCCAUGGUGGACGGGGUCUGGCAGGCCCAGGGCUGCCCCCGCAGCCGCCUGCUGAGCGAGCGCUGGAGCCGGCUGAAGGCCUCCAGCUGCGAGAGCAUCCCCGAGGAGGACCCCCAGGCCAGGGCCUUGGUCGGCAGCCUGGGGCUGGCGCGGGCGCUGAGCCAGCCGGGGAGCAGGGCCAGCUCCGUCUCCAAGCAGUCGAGCUGCGAGAGCAUCACGGAGGAGUUUUCCAGGUUCAUGGUGAGCCAGAUGGAGAGUGAAGGGCGGGGCUUCGAGCUGCUGCUGGACUACUACGCAGGCAAGAACGCCAGCAGCAUCCUCAGCUCGGCCAUGCAGCAGGCCUGCCGCAAAGGCGAGCACCUGAGCGUGAGGCCCACCUGUCCCUCGAAGCAGUCGAGCACGGAGAGCAUCACCGAGGAGUUCUACAGGUACAUGCUGAGGGACAUGGAGAGGGAGGGCCGGGACGGGCCCGCCUCCCGACGGGGCAGCCAGGACUGGGCGGCGGGCUUUCUCUCGCCCUCUCUGCGCUCGCCCUUGUGCCACAGACAGUCCUCCAUGCCAGACAGCAGAUCCCCCGGCGCCAGGCUGACCGUGAAUGCGCCCAUCAAAGCCAGCUCCUUAGACGGCUUUGCCGCCAACAGCCCGCAGGAGUUCCUAAGCGUGCAGCUGGGCAGUGGCGCUGGGCAGUCUGGGCUCUGCAAAUCGGACUCUUGCUUGUACCGGAGAAGCGGCACGGACCAGAUCACCAGCAGGCUGAUUCACGAGACGUGGGCAAACUCCAUCGAGGCCCUCAUGCGCAAGAACAAGAUCAUCGUGGACGACGCGGGGUCCGCGGGGUCCGGCUCUGCCCUGCGCGCGGCCAAGUCGGCGGGGCCGGGCGCUCCGGGCAGAGCGCAGGGCGGGCGCGGGCGGCGCGGGCCUGAGUCGGUGGAUCACCCGAGGAGGGACUCGGUGGCCGAAAGCCCCCAGCCCCCCGCGUCGUCUCCAAGCAAACCUGCUCCUCUUACCACUCGCCACAGUUUAGAUUCUAAAAAGGAAAUUUCCUCGGGCCUCGAGGUAAGCCACACCAGGAGAUCACUUUGCCCAAGGGAAGUGCCUUUAAUUCAGAUCGAAGCAGAUCAGAGAGAAGAGUGUGCUGGAGACCCUGAAGGCUUCCUUUCCCAAGGCAGCCCCCUGGAGAAAGCAGAAGAGCCUCUGAAAGAAGAACAAGGGGCAGCAGUGGCAAGAGGUGGAGACAGGGCCUUGAGUGCCUGCCAGAAACACAGUGACAGCCUUUGUACCAGAGAUACCCCAGAGGCUGAAGUCUCCACAGAAGGCAGAGACCCUGAUGAGUCCCCCAACCCCCCGGGCAGCAGCGGGGAGAGCACAGACAGCUGGUCCCAACUCGCCAACGAGGAGGACAACCCAGACGACACCAGCAGCUUUCUGCAGCUCAGUGACAGAUCCAUGAGCAAUGGCAACAGUAGUGCCACUAGCAGUCUUGGCAUUAUGGACCUGGACAUUUAUCAGGAAAGCAUGCCAUCUUCUCCUAUGAUUAAUGAAUUAGUAGAAGAGAAGGAGAUUCUUAAAGGACAGUCAGAAAACGUAGAGGAACCGGCCCCUGGACUCCCGGUGGGAGCAGCCGGCCACCAGGGCAGCCUGCUGGUGAUCAACUUUGACCUGGAGCCAGAGUGUCCUGACGCUGAGCUUCGAGCCACUCUGCAGUGGAUCGCUGCCUCUGAGCUUGGGAUUCCCACCAUCUACUUUAAGAAAUCCCAGGAGAGCAGAAUUGAAAAGUUUCUAGAUGUCGUGCGUCUGGUCCAUCAGAAGUCCUGGAAAGUGGGGGAUAUCUUCCACGCAGUUGUCCAGUACUGCAAAAUGCAUGAGGAGCAAAAGGAAGACACCCCGAGUCUCUUCGACUGGCUGUUGGAGCUGGGAUAAGGCAGUGCUAUCUGUAGAGUAUUCUUUUCCUUUAUUCCAGCUUAGAUUACAGUGAUUUGCUCUAAAUUUUCUCAAAACAUCACAUCACAUUAGCAGAGCUAUAAAAAAAAUCUGCUUCUCAAGACUAUUGCACAUGGAAAAAUGUGAAGAAAAUCAAAAUAUAGGUCUGUACAGAUCAAUACUACCUGUGGCCGAUUUCAAAAUAGCUUGUGUUAGAAUGUCUGGAAAACAGACCUUAAUGAAAUCUUAAUGGGACUCAAAUUAAAAGCUUAUAACGAGGUCCAAACACCAAGGAAAUUGUACUUACAUAUUUUUGACGAUAUGAAAUGAUAUGUCAUGUCUCCAAUUAUAUAACUCAACUAGAAACAAAGUCACUGGUCAGAAUAAUUUUGUGACCUUGACUUUGCUUUUCUGAGCAAUUUAAGGAGGCAUUAGCCCAAAUAAAGUCUUAAGAUAUAGCUGACAAAUUUCCAUAAUUUUGAUGUGAAUGAUUGCACUUUGAGACCAACCUCAGUGGACAUUAACAGAAAAGCAAGAGAAUUAUCAAUGGUUUCUACUGAGGUGAUUUCCCUUACUCACUCAGCACACUGAUAAAAACUCUGAAUCUCCCCAACAGCAGCCCAUGAAACUAUUGCCUUCAGGUGAGAAAGAGAGGAAGAUCAAUCAAAGAUUGUCAUUUCUGACUCUUCAUUGCUUGGAUGACAUGAUUAUAGAAUUCUUACCCUAAGGGAAAGCUUUCUUUCUUAUUAAAAAAAAAAAAAGUCUUUUGAGAAAAAAAGUUGCUUGUGUAUUCAACUAUAUAAAGCAUAAACUUCCAUUUUAUUUUUAUUGUAAAUGAUAGAGAGAUUGUUAUCCUACAUAAUAUAUAGUUGACUGAAGGGUUCACAUGAGGGGAUUCUUACCUGAAGUCAGAUAUUGACAUGAGCUCAGCAGCCCCUGCUUCAUCAGUGUGUGGUACCCACAGGGAAGACAUGGUCUUUGGAUGAUGGAUGCAGGAUAUGAUAUGACCAGCUAGGAUCAUAGACUUCUCCUGGUGCAAAGCUAUUGGCAUUUCAUUUGGAAAAAAGAAAACUGGGUCAUAUUUUAAGUAUUUUAAUAACAGAGAUUUACUCUUUUGAAAGAUAAAGGUAUCUCCCUGAUGAGUCUUCUGUCCCUUCCAAUAAAUAAGCUAUAUUGGCUUUUAUUUUCUUGAUCAAAGAAGGUGUUUAUUAAAGAAUUCCUGAGAUACUGUUUUCACACUUUUUUAAAGGUUCUGAAGUAAUUGUAGUUGUGAACAAGGCCCGGCUCCCUCGAUGCAGACCUCGUAUGUCAUCCACAUUCUGAAAUAUCAGGAAGCUCGCCCCACACACUCACCCCCCUGGGAAUCAUUGCCAGGGCUCAUGAGGCAUUUAUGACAAAUGGCCCAAAUUUAGGUUUCAGUGACACAUUAACCAAAUAUCAAAUUCUAAAAUGUAUCCAUCAUCUCAAACUGGAAGUUCUUUGUGUGACUAAAUGGAAAUGAUAUAUUUAUUUUUUAAACAACCCCAGAAUAUCGUGUGUAGACUUUUGUUGUGCUCAAAUGAGUUUACUUAUCCUGCAAAGCACAAAUACUGGAUUGUAACCACGUGAUGAAGUUAUAUAUGUUGUACCCAAUGUUGCAAACUUAUCAAUAAACUU